Arvicola amphibius (Eurasian water vole) is the source of this 1416-nucleotide messenger RNA. RefSeq names its product forkhead box D3 (gene Foxd3). Gene Ontology annotation, molecular function: RNA polymerase II cis-regulatory region sequence-specific DNA binding; DNA-binding transcription factor activity, RNA polymerase II-specific. The record is from RefSeq and is a predicted model, not a curated record. The coding region runs from base 1 to 1416 and encodes 471 amino acids. Lineage: Eukaryota; Metazoa; Chordata; Mammalia; Rodentia; Cricetidae. The transcript has a single exon. Gene Ontology annotation, biological process: regulation of transcription by RNA polymerase II; cell differentiation; anatomical structure morphogenesis.
AUGACCCUCUCCGGCGGCGGCAGCGCCAGCGAUAUGUCCGGCCAGACGGUGCUGACGGCCGAGGAUGUGGACAUCGAUGUGGUGGGCGAGGGCGACGACGGGCUGGAUGAGAAAGACAGCGACGCGGGCUGCGAUAGCCCCGCGGGGCCGCCGGAGCUGCGCCUGGACGAGGCGGACGAGGGGCCACCGGCGACCGCGCAUCACGGCCAGUCCCAGCCGCCCCACCAACAAUCUCUGGCACUGCCCACCGAAGCGACCGCUGCUGGACCGGGGAACGACGCUGGAGCGCCUGAGGCCGACGGCUGCAAGGGCGGCGAGGACGCGGUGGCAGGCGGCGGUGGGCCCGGCGCGGGUGGCGGUACAGCGGGAGGUCUGACCCCGAGCAAGCCCAAGAACAGCCUGGUGAAGCCACCCUACUCCUACAUCGCGCUCAUCACCAUGGCCAUCCUGCAGAGCCCGCAGAAGAAGCUGACCCUGAGCGGCAUCUGCGAGUUCAUCAGCAACCGCUUCCCAUACUACCGGGAGAAGUUCCCCGCCUGGCAGAACAGCAUCCGCCACAACCUGUCGCUCAACGACUGCUUCGUCAAGAUCCCCCGCGAGCCGGGCAAUCCAGGCAAGGGUAACUACUGGACCCUGGACCCCCAGUCCGAGGACAUGUUCGACAACGGUAGUUUCCUGCGGCGCCGGAAGCGCUUCAAGCGCCACCAGCAGGAGCACCUGCGCGAGCAGACGGCGCUCAUGAUGCAGAGCUUCGGUGCCUACAGCCUGGCUGCGGCGGCGGGCGCAGGACCCUACGGCCGCCCCUACGGCCUGCACCCCGCGGCGGCGGCGGGCGCCUACUCGCAUCCCGCGGCGGCGGCGGCGGCGGCGGCCGCAGCGGCGCUUCAGUACCCGUACGCGCUGCCGCCGGUGGCGCCCGUGCUGCCGCCCGCCGUGCCCCUGCUGCCCUCGGGCGAGCUGGGCCGCAAAGCGGCCGCCUUCGGCUCGCAGCUCGGCCCGAGCCUCCAAUUGCAGCUCAACACCCUGGGCGCCGCCGCGGCAGCCGCGGGCACGGCGGGUGCGGCGGGCACCACGUCGCUCAUCAAGUCCGAGCCCAGUGCGCGGCCGUCGUUCAGCAUUGAGAACAUCAUAGGCGCCGGACCCGCGGCGCCCGGGGGUUCAUCCGGGGGUGGCGGGAGCGCGGGCGGGGCUGGGGGUGGCGGGGGCGGCGGCAGCACCCAGUCCUUCCUGCGGCCGCCUGGGACUGUGCAGUCCGCGGCGCUCAUGGCCACGCACCAGCCCCUGUCGCUGAGCCGGACGACUGCCACCAUCGCGCCCAUCCUGAGCGUGCCGCUGUCUGGACAGUUCCUGCAGCCCGCAGCCUCAGCCGCAGCUGCCGCCGCCGCCGCCGUUCAAGCCAAGUGGCCCGCGCAAUAG